Molecule: messenger RNA, 672 nt
Organism: Lathyrus sativus (Indian pea)
Lineage: Eukaryota; Viridiplantae; Streptophyta; Magnoliopsida; Fabales; Fabaceae
Source: the annotation of a GenBank genome assembly
AUGGCUCCGUCGUCUUCACGCCGGUCUUUGCUUCUUCUCGCCUUAGUUUCCAUCGGAUGCCUGUUUGCAUCAUCUGUUGCAAAAGAGGAAGGGACCACCAAGUUGGGGACAGUUAUUGGGAUUGAUCUUGGAACAACUUAUUCGUGUGUUGGUGUUUACAAGAAUGGUCCUGUUGAAAUCAUAGCAAAUGACCAAAGUAACCGUAUCACUCCAUCAUGGGUUUCUUUCGCUGAUAGUCAGAGACUCAUUAGUGAGGCUGCAAAGAAUUUGGCAGCUGUUAACCCUGAGAGAACCAUCUUUGAUGUUAAGAGACUUAUAGGAAUAAAAUUUGAAGAUAAGGAAGUUCAGAGAGACAUGAAGCUUGUUCCUUACAAGAUUGUUAACAAGGAUGGAAAACCAUACAUUCAGGUCAAAAUAAAGGAUGGUGAAACCAAGGUGUUCAGUCCUGAGGAAGUCAGUGCUAUGAUUCUGACUAAGAUGAAGGAAACCACUGAAGAAUUCCUUGGCAAGACAAUCCGUGAUGUUGUCGUUACGGUCCCAACUUAUUUCAUUGAUGCUCAGAGACAGGCCACCAAGGAUGCCAGUGUCAUUGCCGGUCUCAAUGUUGCUAGAAUCAUCAACAAACAGCAACAGCCUCCAUGGAACCUGCACAACACUAGGACAAACCAUUAA